This is a messenger RNA of Protopterus annectens (West African lungfish), 1655 nucleotides long. Its product is annotated as RAS guanyl-releasing protein 1-like. Gene Ontology annotation, molecular function: guanyl-nucleotide exchange factor activity. Gene Ontology annotation, cellular component: plasma membrane. The record is from RefSeq and is a predicted model, not a curated record. Gene Ontology annotation, biological process: positive regulation of GTPase activity; Ras protein signal transduction. Bases 378 to 1655 code for a protein of 425 amino acids. The transcript has 9 exons. Lineage: Eukaryota; Metazoa; Chordata; Ceratodontiformes; Protopteridae.
CGUGCUCCAUUUUACUUAUGGCAUUCUCCUGCACUCAUGCUUUCUUUUUCUGUAUCUGUCUAUCUCAGCUGUGUGUCAGUCACACUGCCCAAGCAGCCACAAUCUACGACCAAGUUCCUCUUUAACUGAGAACAGCAAAAAUAGCAGCCAGUUCCUUAAACACUGUAGCUGAGAAAUAUGUCCGUGCUUGAAGAAAAAUUGGCGCUGAGCUUAAGUUAAGGUUGAGAGGAGACUAUAGCAAGUCCUGGAACUAAACAUCUUCCUGCUAAGGUUUGAAAUAAAAAAUAUAUAAAAGAAACAAGAACAGAAGUAAAUCAAAAAUGAUGGCCUGAGCAGUGUUUUUUGUUUGUGGAACCAGACUUGAUACGGAAGGCAAGAUGAACAGGAAAGACAGUAAAAGGAAAUCCAGGCACGAAUGUGCUGGUUUAUUAGUUAACACCAGCGGCAACUGCAAAGGACGCCAACGGUGCAGACGUCGGAUGACGUGCCCUAGUGAGGCAGAGAUAAAUAAAGCCAAGGCCAUGAUGGCAAUGCCUCAGCUGACCAAAGGAUGCAGUGUGACAGAAUUAAUUGACAAGUGCAUUCAGUGCUUUGAUCUGGAUGGCUGCUUGUGCAGGAGUAAUCAUAUAGUAAAUAUGACCCUGAUGAUGCACUGCUGGGUAAUGGCUUCUGCAGAAUUUGCACGCAGACUUCUUGCAUUAUAUCGGGAGGCCUUAGAAGAAAAACAGCCUACUGUUUGCCUCAAAAUUUGUCAUUUUGUAAGGUACUGGAUCACACAAUACCCUGCUGCAUUUAAGAGUGAUUCAAAACUGGAAGAAGCCAUGUCUGAUUUCUGGGAGGUGGUGAAAAAGGAAGGAGAUGAGUCUCACUGCCAGCUCAUUGAUACAUCCAGUGUUCAUACCCAUGAGUGGACAAGAAAAUUAACGUAUACAGCCACCCCAAACUACAACAAGAAAAGGAAAGUUUCAUUACUUUUUGAUCACUUGGAGCCAUCUGAGUUGGCUGAUCACCUUAGCUAUCUGGAAUUUAAAGCCUUCUGCAGAAUAACGUAUUUAGACUACAGGAACUAUGUAGUACGUAGUGCCAUAAGGGAGAACCCUGCACUAGAACGUUCAGUGGCGCUGUGUAAUGGCAUCUCACAGUGGGUGCAGCUGAUGAUUCUGAGUCGACCUACUCCACAGCAAAGGGCAGAAGUCUUCACCAAAUUUAUCCACGUUAUGCAGAAACUGCGACAAAUUCAGAAUUUCAGUACACUAAUGGCAAUAAUUGGCGGUGUCUGCCACAGUGCUAUCUCCAGAUUAAAAGAAACUAAAUACCACUUGUCCCAGGAUGUCGUCAAGACACUGAAUGAAAUGACUGAGCUUGUCUCCUCCAACAGUAACUAUAGCAACUACAGGCGAAUUUACAGUGAAUGUACAGGCUUCAAAAUUCCCAUUGUGGGAGUCCACCUUAAGGACCUGGUUUCUGUGUAUGAGGCUCUACCAGAUUACUUGGAGGACAAUAAGAUGAACUUGAGCAAGCUGCAGACUUUGUACAACCUAGUGUCUGAAUUGACUCAACUACAACAAGCCACACCACCGUUUGAGGCCAACAAGGACCUAAUUCAUCUGCUUUCGGUAAGAAAAAAGAUGGCCAUUUCUGACAUUCCCAAAUAA